Ostertagia ostertagi is the source of this 705-nucleotide messenger RNA. Lineage: Eukaryota; Metazoa; Nematoda; Chromadorea; Rhabditida; Trichostrongylidae. The record is from the annotation of a GenBank genome assembly.
AUGCCCGGUUGGGAGCCGCGCCAACAUAGGCAUAGUCGAUGGUACCGCUGCCUGCCAACGAAGGAUCCAGAAGUACCAUUGCGCAACUUUUUCCUGUUCAUACGGCGGUUUUUCAACCUGAUCCUCUUCCUGACGCUGGAGGUGAUCUGUUGCGUGCUGAUUGCCAGGACAAAUACCCUGCAAGGAAACGAACUGUUGAAUUCCAGUAAUGCGGUCAGUGGCUAUUUCUAUAAGCAACAGAAUGCAUUGACCUAUUACUUCCGGCUGCGUCAGAUGAAUGAUAGCCUGAUCAAUGAGAACCAGCGGCUGCAUAUGGAGAUCGCGGGCAAGUAUUAUACUACCGAUACCUUGCGCGAUAAGCUGGUGACCCGUAUUGUGCAGCCGGCCGACUCAUUGCAUGUGGUACAAUAUGCCAGCUAUAUUUACCGGGAGGCCCGCGUGAUCAAUAAUUCAGUAGCUAAGGAUAAUAAUCACCUUACCCUGAACCGGGGGGCUAAUGACGGGAUCCGCGAGGGCAUGGCCGUGAUAUCGGGCAACGGGGUUGUGGGUAAGGUGGUACAUACCUCGGCUCACUACGCCGAUGUGCUGUCUAUAUUAAGUGAAAUACAACCGCGCCUUAAAGUUUUCGGUCAGCUGGGUUUCCUUGGUGGCGCCGAGGAUGGCUGUGGUCACAUUGGGAUUGCGAAUGCACCAGGCGAUCGAUAA